CGGAGGUGACGCGGGGCUGUGACGCCAUUACGUACACAACCAGCAAGACUAAGUUAGGGUGUUGUCCGUGUCCUGAAUCGGUAGAACAUAAACAUGUGUGAUGCGGGAUGGACAUUUAUCGUCCCGUUAUGUCUGGUUUGUUCUACCGUCGGAGAUAUUAAGGUGAAAUCUGGAGGUGAUGCUGUUCUUUGGUGUCUAGGAUCCAGAAACACUACCAUUAAACUGCUGGAGUGGACGAAACCUGACCUGAACCCAGACAGUAUUGUUUUCUACUAUAGAGGUCAACACAUCUUUGAAAAUUACCAACAUCCAUAUUAUCGUGGUCGAGUGGAGCUGAAGGAUCCUCAGCUGAAAAAUGGGAGCUUUUCUGUGAUCGUGAAGAACGUCACACUUAAUGAUACAGGAACAUACGAGUGUCAGGUUGGAUAUGGAGACAAACCUGAGCUGAUCAACUCCACCACCCUGACGAUCACUGACUCAGAUCCCCAUGAGGAUGGAGGAGGCAGGAACACUACAUCAAACACACCUGUUGGACUAGUGGUUGGUCUGACCACUGCUGUUCUGCUGCUGAUGCUUCUGGCUGCCGUUUUAGUGAUGUACAGGAGACGUAAACGGCCUCAGACGCCAGCGUUCAGUCAAACCUACUGAUGUGGUUGAAUGAGCGCAGCUCCUCAGCAACUCUGACUUCACUUUGUAUUUAUUGCGUUGAAGACUGAAGUAAAUCAGUGUUACUGUGUGUUUUCCUCUUUGAUGUUUAAAUGUUCAUUAUGUCUCAAACUUAGUAUCAGAGUUUAUUUUUUUUGUUUGUUGCUGCAGCUGUUUGAACUGUUUACAACCACUGAGUGAAGAUUUCCUGUUACAUAACUUACUUGUUGCUUCAUUUUGUCCCAGUAUUCCAGACAGUUCUGCACCUUUGGAUCAUUUGGUCAGAACCUGAUCUGAAGUGAACUGACUGGCGAGGAUCUAAUCUCUGGCCUGACAGUUGUUGUUGAUUCCAGUGUUGUUAAUGUCAGUGUUGUUAAUGUCUAAUAAAGUCACUGUUGUAUUCAA
Messenger RNA from Betta splendens (Siamese fighting fish), 1050 nucleotides. RefSeq names its product myelin protein P0-like. The transcript has 3 exons. Gene Ontology annotation, cellular component: external side of plasma membrane. Gene Ontology annotation, biological process: positive regulation of T cell proliferation; negative regulation of T cell proliferation; cellular response to lipopolysaccharide. NCBI's taxonomy places the organism in Eukaryota, Metazoa, Chordata, Actinopteri, Anabantiformes, Osphronemidae. The coding region runs from base 94 to 648 and encodes 184 amino acids. The record is from RefSeq and is a predicted model, not a curated record.